Messenger RNA from Nipponia nippon (crested ibis), 726 nucleotides. The record is from RefSeq and is a predicted model, not a curated record. NCBI's taxonomy places the organism in Eukaryota, Metazoa, Chordata, Aves, Pelecaniformes, Threskiornithidae.
AUGACUCCGCGGGGAGGACCGCCACGCUGGCAGCGCUCAGCGGUUCCGUUUGUUCCCCCGCUCAGGAUCGCCCCCGCGUUGCUGAGGCAGGCGUCUUAUGGCACCAUAAAGAUUGGCAUUUACCAGAGUUUGAAGCGGCUGUUUGUGGAUCGGAUGGAAGAUGAAACGUUGCUAAUCAAUGUAAUCUGCGGAGUGGUGUCAGGGGUGAUCUCCUCUGCAAUUGCCAACCCGACAGAUGUGCUGAAGAUUCGAAUGCAGGCUCAAGGCAGUUUAUUCCAGGGCGGCAUGAUUGGCAGCUUCAUUGACAUCUACCAGCAGGAGGGCACCCGAGGCCUCUGGAGGGGUGUUGUCCCAACGGCUCAGAGAGCCGCCAUCGUGGUCGGGGUGGAACUGCCGGUCUACGACAUCACCAAGAAGCACUUAAUUCUGUCAGGCCUGAUGGGUGACACCAUCUUUGCCCACUUCGUUUCCAGUUUUACAUGCGGGCUGGCCGGGGCCAUUGCCUCCAACCCUGUGGACGUGGUGCGGACACGGAUGAUGAACCAGCGGGCGAUAGUGGGCAGCACGGAGCUCUAUAAGGGCACCCUGGAUGGCCUUGUGAAGACGUGGAAGAGCGAGGGCUUCUUUGCGCUCUAUAAAGGUUUCUGGCCCAACUGGCUCCGGCUCGGUCCCUGGAACAUCAUUUUUUUUAUCACGUACGAGCAGUUGAAGCGACUUCCAUUCUGA